CUGAUCAGUAUAUUCUACUGCGGUCUGUCACAGAACAAAGAAGUCAACUCCAAAUAUUAAUUGGUGAAUAACCACGGAUGGAAUAUUUAUUGUUCCUGACCGUCCGGUGCCUGAGAACAAAGGCAGCAACAAUGUAAAUACGCAACGUCAUUCGACGACUGGACAGUUGGCAUCAUUUAAUUCAAUCUCAACAGUAUACAUUUAGUGGUUAUAUAACCAUCUAUACUACCAUAACACACAAAACACACCACCAACCAACCAACCAACCAACCGAUCAAUCCUCCCACCAAAACAACCUCAAAAAAUCCAAAUACCAGAAAUAAAAAGAAUGUCCCCCUCCCUCCGCCGCCUGAUGAAAGAAGCCGCCGAACUAUCAACCUCCCCAUCCCCCCACUUCCACGCCGCCCCCGUUUCCGACUCCAACCUCUACGACUGGCACUUCACAAUCGCCGGCCCCCCUUCACCCUCCCCAUAUGCCUCGGGAAUCUACCACGGCCGCAUCGUCCUCCCGCCCACUUACCCGCUCCGACCCCCCAGCUUCCGGUUCCUGACGCCCUCGGGCCGCUUCGAGGUCAAUCGCGAAAUAUGCCUUAGUAUCUCGGGACAUCAUGAGGAGACGUGGCAGCCGGCGUGGGGUAUUAGGACUUCGUUGACGGCUAUUCGGAGCUUUAUGGAUGGGGAUGCGAAGGGGCAGGUUGGGGGGUUGGAUGUCGGGGAGGAGGUGAGGAGGGAGUAUGCGGGACGGAGCAGGGAUUGGUGUUGUGAGGUUUGUGGGAGAAGUAAUGGAGUUAUUUUUGAUGAGUGGAAGGGGUAUUGUAGGGAGCGGGGGGUGGAGGUUGGGGAGAUGGGGGAUGAGAGGGUUGUUUCUGGUGCUCGUGAUGACGAUGGUGCCAAGGGUGGCGAAGGCGUGGAUUGUGAGGUGUCGGGUGGGACUGAGAAUACCGGUGAUGCGGUUGUAUCUACGGGCGUAUUGGCCGAGACGGUCCCGGAGCCAGAGGGGGUGGUGAGGACUGUGCCUCCUCCUGUGCCUACUCUUGUGACUGCGGCGGCACCGGUAUCAGGGUCGGAUGCGCGACCUAUGGCUGCGGCGGCACCGCAUGAACAUGUUGCUUCGCAGCAGUCUGAGGAUCUGUGGCUGGAUCGGGCUAUUGUGGGUGUGUUGAUCGCGUUGGUGUUUAUGAUCCUAAGGAGGAUGGCAUACUCGGAGGAGUAGGUUGGAUUUGAGAUAUUGCGGGCCUUGGGUGUUUGUCUAUUGUAGCGUUUGGCGUUUGUAUGGGAAUAUUGGGAAUUUAAGAGCGAUUUUGCAGUACAGGGUACCUGUCUCACUUGAUAUUGGCUACAUUUUUCAAUUUAGCGCGUCCUAUGAGAUGGAACAGACGAUUCUUGAAUACCAAAGGCAUUUUAUCUACAUUCACAAGGCAUCGAAUGAAAGUCGUGCGAUUAACUCGUCUCAUCAUAGUCUCGCUCACUUGAGCCUUCCAGCACCACGAGAAGCGUAUAGCAGUUGGACCGUCUCCACCCAUCUCCGCUCUUAGGGUGACUCAACAACGUGCUAAAAGAGCGUGCUUGCAGCAAGGGAGACGAGCAUAAUGCAGGUUUUUGGUCCACUUUCCUCCGGAGCGUCCAUCGCACUAUUCUCAGCACUGUUAUCUGAUCGGAUAAGUGCCGAGUCAACCGUGAAUAGUUGCCGUUUCCAACGGCCAGAUCAUGAUUAGCC
Messenger RNA from Aspergillus alliaceus, 1717 nucleotides. RefSeq names its product ubiquitin-conjugating enzyme E2. Bases 329 to 1213 code for a protein of 294 amino acids. The transcript has a single exon. NCBI's taxonomy places the organism in Eukaryota, Fungi, Ascomycota, Eurotiomycetes, Eurotiales, Aspergillaceae. The record is from RefSeq and is a predicted model, not a curated record.